Molecule: messenger RNA, 8194 nt
Organism: Salmo salar (Atlantic salmon)
Lineage: Eukaryota; Metazoa; Chordata; Actinopteri; Salmoniformes; Salmonidae
Product: TNF receptor-associated factor 6
Biological process (GO): innate immune response; protein ubiquitination; regulation of apoptotic process
Cellular component (GO): plasma membrane signaling receptor complex
Molecular function (GO): ubiquitin protein ligase activity; tumor necrosis factor receptor binding; zinc ion binding
Source: RefSeq, a predicted model, not a curated record
GUCCUACUUAUCCUUUGCCACCCAGCAUAAACCACCAACGAGGCAGAGAAGAAGAGCGAUGAAAAUGCAGGAAGUAAUUAAUUAGCUACGGAGAGUCAGUCAAGAAAACUGAUGUACUUUCAAGGCUACGAUGUCCUGCUUUGAGAGUGAUAAGAGCAGCCUGGAGAAUGAUGAAGGGUGUUGUGGUGGGGCGGCCGCGUCACAGCUGUCCAACUGUGCGCUGGCCAUGCUGGAGAAAGAGGGCAACGACUCUGUGCUGAGCCCCACGGAGAGUACCCCCACCAGCCUACAGGGCGGCGCCCCACUGCAAGGCUACGACGUGGAGUUCGACCCUCCGCUGGAGAGCAAGUACGAGUGCCCCAUCUGCCUCAUGGCCCUGAGGGCAGCCGUGCAGACGCCGUGCGGCCAUCGCUUCUGCCGCAGCUGCAUCGAGAAGUCCAUCCGUGAUACAGGGCAGAGGUGUCCAGUGGAUAACGAGGUACUACGGGAAGACCAGCUGUUCCCAGAUAACUUUGCCAAGCGGGAGAUCCUCUCCCUAACGGUCCGCUGCACCAACGUAGGCUGCACUGACAAAAUGGAGCUUCGCCGUCUGGAUGGCCAUGUUACCAAAUGUGAGUUUGCCACCGUGCCGUGCCCGCAGUGCCAGGACGCGGUGUGGAAGAGCCAGCUGGAGAUGCACCAAAGCCAACACUGCCAGCGGAGACCUGUGUCCUGUCCCGACUGUGUAGAGAGCUUUGUUUACGAGGACAGCAAGAUUCAUGAGUCGCUGUGUCCCUUUGCCAACGUGGUGUGUCAGUACUGCGGUAUGGAGCUCAUCAGAGACCAGUUGGAAUCUCACUAUGACACAGACUGUCCGAAGGCUCCGAUCGCCUGUACCUUCAGCACUUUUGGAUGUCGAGAGAUGAUGCAGCGCAAUGACCUGGCGCAGCACAUGCAGGAGUUCACUCAGAUGCACAUGCGCUGCAUGGCUGAGUACCUGCACAGGCACAGCCUUACCGGGUACACCCAGCCACCACCUUCUGAGAACCGAGGGGCUGCCGCUGCAGAGCAGGGGGCACAAGCAGGAGCUAGCAGCAGUGGCGCCCCCUGCCAGUGCUGCGGGGAACUGCAGACCAUGCGGGAGACCACCCAGCAGCUGGAGGGCCGUCUAGUGCGGCAGGACCACCAGCUACGUGAGCUGAGCAUUCAGGCGGGCCUGGUGGCAGAGCUCCGUCGUAAGGUCACUUCGCUGGAGGAGAACCUAAAGGAGCUGGAGGCCAAGCAGUGCCAGGGCGUGUACGUGUGGCCCUUGGAGGGCUUCUCAGGCUACCUGCGUACCCAGGCUGCCGGACAGCCCGUUGUGGUGCACAGCCCAGGCUUCUACACGGGCCGGCCGGGCUACAAGCUGUGUCUGCGCCUCCACCUCCAAACGCCCUCGGCCCAGCGCUGCUCCAACUACAUCUCACUGUUUGUUCACACCAUGCAGGGUGAAUUUGAUGGGCAGCUGUCGUGGCCCUUCCAAGGCACCAUCCGGCUGGCCGUGCUGGACCAAGGGCCUGAGGGCCAGCACCAUGUGGAGGUGAUGGAGACCAAGCCUGACCUGCAGGCCUUCCAGAGGCCCACCAUCCAGAGGAACCCCAAGGGCUUUGGCUACGUCACCUUCCUGCACCUGAUGGAGCUGCAGCAGCGGGGGUUUGUGCACGACGAUACGCUGCUGGUGCGCUGUGAGGUGACGCCGCGCUUCGACACCGCCCUAAGGCGCGAGGGGGCGGCCAUGCAUCCCAGAGGGCCCGAGGCCUCGCUGUGAGGACCCUUUUAACGUUCAAGCGACGAGGUCAAUCGCCACCAACGUUAUCAGUACAAAGUAUCAGUUUGCCAUUUUCCUGAGUUCUUGUAUCGCACAGGAUCAUUGCAUUGGGUUCAGUCAUGACCAACCUCAUGGGAAAGUGUACUGCUCACUUGUGGGUUUUAUCUCCAACUCCAAAAGGCUUUUCUUUGCUGUAGCUUUUGAGAGUGAUGGACUGGAUGUUGGUGGCGAUUAACACCAAGGUUUCCUGUAACAAGUCGAGAGCUUGGGUCUAUGUGGUUUUAUCUGCAUUUUUGUCAAAAUUGAGUUAUUGACAUUAGCCUUACUCUGUUCAAUGUUCUCUACCUAUAUAUUACUCUAAAUACCCCAAUUCAUGUUAAGUUCAAAAGAAUACAAGAUAAAAAAUAGCUGACACCAUUCAAACCAAUGUGGGUUCAGAACUUUAAAGCCGAUCUCACAAUCAUCUAUUUACAGACAGAACAUUCUAGUCCCAAGCUCUGUGUUCCAUCACUUAUCCAGCAAUGUGUCGCUGGCGACUGUACUGCUCCAAUAGAUAGGAUUUUAAAAUGUCUUAUGAUGCCUACAUUAGGUUGUAAUAAACAUGACUUUGGUUUCAGUGCAUCAUUCUUUGUAACCGCUUUGUAGCGGAGACCGGGAAAGUCUCGUUAAAUAUCAUAACAUAUUAGAGUUUAUGAUAUUUAUGUCAAGCUCAAAGUCAUGUUUAUGUCAACUUUAUGUUGGCAUUAAAGAAGCCAAUUCAAAUAAGAUGUUACCAGAAGUGUAUUUCUGUUGGAGAUUAGGAAGGUGACAGAGAGUGAUGUAGGACAGAGAGAUACUCAAUCAAAUGAAUCCUUUUAGUGCUUUUUACAGAACACAGCGAGGACUGGGGCAGGACCAUCUGUAAGUGGGAGAUGACCAGAGGCAGAACUGCCUAUCAACUUAUUGUACAUCCUGGAUGACAGAGUCAGGAUCACUGGCAUUUCACUGGUCUUCUGGUUGGAGGAUCAUACAAGGAAGAUGGGGCAACAUUCCAACCAGGGUCUUUUGUCUGGGAUAAUGUGGUAUGAUGUGGCAUCUCUAAGACCUCUUCUGGAGAAGAGAUUUCCUGAACAAUGGCUGUGAGUUACGACAUACAAUAAGCAGUGACAUAUGAAUGAGUUGGUAUACACAGUGGUGUAAAGUACUUAUGUAAAAAUACUUAACUACUACUUAUGUUUUUUUGUUGUUGGCGGUAUCUGUACUUUACUAUUUAUAUUUUUGACAACUUUUACUCCACUACAUUUCUAAAGAAAAUAAUGUACUUUUUACUCCAUACAUUUUCCCUGACACCCAAACGUACUCGUUACAUUUGGAAAUGCAGGACAGCAAUAUGGUCCAAUCAUGCACCUAUCAUUUUGUUUUACCUUAAUUGUAACAGGGAAGAAAAUGAGACCUAGGUUUCUUUUCCAAAUGUGCCCUGUAUAAUACAAUAUAAAUAUACACAUUAUACAGAACAUAUUACAAUACAAAACACAGUCAUGUUAAGCACUAAUAAGACAUCACAAAUCAUUCAGAAAAAGUUACAUUCCUCCACAAGUAAGUCCCCAAUCAAUAUGUUAAAUUGCCUCAAACAGCACCAGAACAUCAAAAUGAAAUGUAUUUAUAUUUUUUGGGGCGAUACGGUGCAUUUAAGCUAAAACCAGAUUUACCUAGCUCGGUGGAGACCCUAGGAACGUCGAGUUAACGGGUUAGGCAACUCUGGUGUCUAUACUUCAAAAGCUAAGUUAGAUAAGACGGACGUUUAUGAAGUAGGGCCUUGUAAACAAAAAGGGAGUAAUGUAGAGAUCUACGGGUCUUUAGCGAAGUCCAGCCAACCUUUUGAUACAGGAUGCAGUGUUGUGAUGAGUAUCACAUCUGUGGGCUGUAACAACGAAGGGCAUUAUGGUAGAUGGAAUCCAUAUCUUUAAGAGUAGUAGCAACUGCACUUUGAUAAAUAAUCACCAUAAUCAACAGUUAGAAAGGUUGACUGAAUAAUCUGCUUCCUACUGCUGAGAGAAAGGCACCAUCGGUUUCUGUAGAAAAAAGACAGCUUUAAGUCUUAGCUUCUUAACCAGCUCAUCUGUUUUUUUUAAACGUCAAAUCCAUAUUAAUCCAAAUGCCUUAUUAUUUAUAUGUGGGAACACGUUUGAUUGGAGAACCAUCUAAUGAGCGAACAUGUAGUUCAUCUGAAACAUUCUUACGAGAGUUUAAAAACAUGUAUUUAGUUUUGUCCAUAUUAAGCACAAGUUUUAAAUUGGCAAGAGAUUCCUACAUAGCUAUAAAAUCUGACUAGUUUUGACACAGCCAGAUCAAUAGGGGAGGCGGUAGCCUAGUGGUUAGAGCGUUGGACUAGUAACUGGAAGGUUUCUAGAUCGAAUCCCUAAGCUGACAAGGUAAAAAUCUGUCGUUUUGCCCUUGAACAAGGCAGUUAACCCACUGUUCCCUGGUAGGCCGUCAUUGUAAAUUAGAAUUUGUUCUUAACUGACUUGCCUAGUUAAAUAAAUAAAAUAGUCGGGGCAAUAGAGUACGUAAUAGUAUCAUCCACAUAUAGAUGAAGUUAACAGAUUGACCAAUGGUGUUAAUAUAAAUAGUAAAUAGAACAGGUGCCAAAAUCGGGAUUUGCCAGUUUUUCAGAAUUUACACGGGUUCCCAUUACAAUCCAAAAGAGCAGUUGCAUAAUCCGAUUUAGCCUUGCUGAUUUGUCUUGCACAAUAAUUCCUCAGUUGCUUAAAGCUUGCCAGUCUGGGCCUACUCCUGUGUUCCUGGCCUUGACCCAAGCGUCAUCUCUUUUAUAAAUGACUUCUGAUAAUUCUGGAGUGUACCAGGCAUUCCAUCUACCUUUAACCCUUCAUUCUUUGAAGGGAGCAUGAUUAUCCACAAUAGUAUUGAAGACAUCUGCAAAAAGGCUGAAAGCUAAAUCAUGUUGAUGGAUAGCUGAAAUACAAUCAAAGUCACUAAAAUAAAGAUUAAAAGCCUGUUCACUUAAGUUUUUAAAGUUCCUCUUAGUGUUCAGAUGACGCUUAGAUUUCUGUAGUCUCACAUCUCUAACAGUUAGUUGUAGUCUCACAUCUCUAACAGUCAGUUGUAGUCUCACAUCUCUAACAGUCAGUUGUAGUCUCACAUCUCUAACAGUCAGUUGUAGUCUCACAUCUCUAACAGUCAGUUGUAGUCUCACAUCUCUAACAGUCAGUUGUAGUCUCACAUCUCUAACAGUCAGUUGUAGUCUCACAUCUCUAACAGUCAGUUGAUUUUCUUUUCUUAUUUCCCCCCCUCCCCCUUUUCUCCCCAAUUUCGUAAUUUCCAACUACGAUCUUGUCUCAUCGCUGCAACUCCCCAACGGGCUCGGGAGCGGCUAAGGUCGAGUCAUGCGUUUUCCGAAAUAUGACCCGCCAAACCAUGCUGCUUAAUUAAACACCUGCCAGCUUGGAGGAAACACCGUCCAACUGACGACUGAAGUCAGCCUGCAGGCGCCCAGCCCGCCACAAGGAGUCGCUAGAGCCAAGUAAAGCCCCCCCCCGGGCAAAUCCUCCCCUAACCCAGAUGACACUGGGCCAAUUGUGCUCCGCCUUAUGGGACUCCGGUCACGGCCGGUUGUGAUACAGCCUGGGAUCAAACCCGGGUCUGUAGUGACACCUCACUGCGAUGCAGUGCCUUAGACUGCUGUGCCACCCGGGAGGCCCUGGCAAUGGGCAGUUUCAAUCAAUACCAGAUUAUCGGGAUUCACCUGCAUAGCCCAGAUCUUGAUGUAAUCCAGAUUAGGAAUAAACUCCUAUUGUUCAGAUGCAUCAACCCAAGUCCAACUCUAACUCAAACAAGCUACGUUCAAUAGAUGGUUGCAGGCCCUGUCUGAUGGUUGAUACUGAUAUAGUUGGUAUGGCUAUCAGAUUGCAUAGAACUGCACCAUUUGGUCUAUCCCUAUUAGUAAUAGACGAAGGAGUACAAAUUGGAUAUAACGCAUUGUCAUCCCUACUGCCUCUGAUCUGGUGGACUCACCAAACACAAAUACUUUGUUUGUAAAUGAUGUUGGAGUGUGCCUUCUGUCCGUAAAUGAAAACAACAAACAAGAAAAUGGUGCCGUCUGCUUUAAUAUAAGAAAUUUGAUGUGUAGCAUUUACUUUCGAAUUUUUGUUAAUUAUUUAAAAAUAUCAGAAUUGACUACUUUUUACACCACGGUAUUUAAGUACAUUUUAAACCAAAUACUUUGACUUUUAAUCAAGUAGUAUUUUAGUGGGUGACUUUCACUUUUACUUGAGUCAUUUUCUAUUAAGAUAUCUUUACUUAUACUCAAGUAUGACAAUUGAGUACUUUUUCCACCACUGGGUAUACAUAAGGCAUUCAUAAGACAUUUAUGAAACCAGUCGUGACACCUUCAUGAAUGUUACAGUAUCAUAACACAUUUAUUCAGCAUCAUGUAUAAGGGGUCUACGGUGUACCCACCAGUUAGCAUACUCUUUCCAUAGGAUACUGAACCAAUGUAAACACAGUCAUUGGUACUGACAAAAACUACGCUUUGCUUUGUGUAUUGCUCAACAGGGGAAAAAAGUGCUCUUGCGUCAAAGUUACUGUAGGUGCUUGUGUCAACAAGUGGCAUGAUUACAUUCCUAACAAUUAACGUCCAUUCAUACCCAAAAACGGAAGUCAACCAGGGCCCAGGGAGAGGACGGAGUGAGUUAUCCGUUUGGAAUUAGAUCAAUGCCUUCUGUUGCCAAGAAAGACUCAAGACUGUUGAGCAGAGUCAUAAUAAAUGUUCUCCCUGUGUCUGUGGCGUUAUUAACAGAGCAGUGGAGAUAAGAAAUGUUCUCCCUGUGUCUGUGGCGUUGUUAGCAGAGCAGUGGAGAUAAAUGUUCUCCCUGUGUCUGUCUUUAUUUUGUGGCCUUACAUCACAUCAAUGGAUGAAGAUUGUUGACCGUACCGCAUCAUACAGUAGCUACAAUUGACAAUUGGAUGAGGCUAUAGAGACUUCCUCACUCACCAGAAUGGAUAGCUUACUCUCAUCUGUUAAAUCCCACUGGACUUUUGAUUGUUUCUUGUGGAAUAAGUCGAAUAUAUUUGUGUGGACAUGUAUGCCUUACUGUGUUUUGUUUAAAAUCAAUUUAAAAAGCUGCAAAUCUGUCUCUGCAGUCUACAUAGAUCAGUCAUCUCUACAGUACAGGGCCUUCAGAAAGUAUUCAUACCACUUAUUCCACAUUUUGUUGUUACAGCCUGAAUUCAAAAUAGAUCAAGUAGAUUUGUUUUCCUCACACACAAUACCACAUAAUGAUUUUUUUUUGUUUGUUUUUAAAUGUAUUGCAAACUAAAUACAGAAAUAUCUAAUGUACAUAAGUAUUCACACCCCUGAGUCAAUACUUUAUAGAAGCACCUUUGGCAGUGAUUACAGCUGUGAGUGUUUCUGGGUAAGUCUCAGAGCUUUACUCACCUGGAUUGUGCAACAUUUGCCCAUUUAUUAUUUUCUAAAUUCUUCCAAGCUCUGUCAAAUUGGUUGUUGAUCAUUGCUAGACAACCAUUUUCAGGUCUUGCCAUAGAUUUUCAAUUUGAUGAAGUCAAAACUGUAACUCGGCCACUCGGGAACAUUCCCGGUCUUCUUGGUAAGCAACUCCAGUGUAGUUUUGUCAUAUGUGUUAGGUUAUUGUCCUGCUGAAAGAUGAAUUAAACUCCCAUUAUCUGGUGGAAAGCAGACUGAACCAGGUUUUCCUCUAGGAUUUUGCCUGUGCAUAUUUCCAUUCCAUCAAUUUUUAUCCUGAAAAACAUGAUGCAGCAGCCACUGUGGUUGAAAAUAUGGAGUGGUACUUAGUAAUGUGUUGUAUUAGAUUUGCCCAAAACAUAACACUUAGUAUUCAGGGAAAAAAUUGAAUUGCUUUGCCACAUUUUUUGCAGUAUGACAUUAGUGCCUUGUUGCAAUCAGGAAGCAUGUUUUGGAAUAUUUUUACUCGGUACAGGCUUCCUUCUUUUCACUCUGUCAGUUAGGUUAGUAUUGUGGAAUAACUACAGUGUUGUUGAUCCAUCCUCAGUUUUCUCCUAGCACAGCCAUUCAACUCUGUUUUAAAGUCACCAUUGGCCUCAUGGUGAAAUUCAUGAGUGGUUUCCUUUCUCUGCGGCAACUGAGUUAGGAAGGACACAUAUCUUUAUAAUUAAUUUGUAAAAAUGUUCGAAAAACAUAAUCCCACUUUGACGUUAUUGUAUGUAGGCCAUUUUAAUCCAUUUUAAAUUCAGGCUGUAACACAAGAAAAUGUGGAAAAAGUCAAGGGGUGUGAAUACUUUCUGAAGGCGCUGUAUGUUGUCCUGUUUGAAAUAUGUUAGGCUGUAGCAUGAUCUAUGUGUGCCUUUCUCUGAGAAGUAAUGAAUGUCCAACAUCUAUGUCCAAUGUCCAAAAACAUGGAAACUCGCAUGAUA